GAACUAAAUUUGAUCCCACUUCACGUCACACUGAGAAAGACUAUAAGAGGCGAACACUGCCGGCUCACGAAGACAGGCGACCAGCUCAACAACUCUUUUACCCCUCCCUCCCCUUACUUCGCUAGCGAGAGCCAUCCAAUAUGGGCCCUCCACAGUUCACUUCGCCCGCUGAUAGUGGUGAUCUGUCAGCCUACAACUCAACUCCAGUUGAGGAGAAGACUGCCAUCACUGUGCUUGGCAAGGAUGAGCACAAGACUGACACCGACAAUGUUGGCCACGAGAGUGACGACGAGGAUCCCGAUGCUGUGAUUGUUACUGGAGCUGAUGCAGCGCUGCAUCUGCUGCCACUACGAGAUGACUUCGACAGUGCUCUUACCUUUCGCAGCGUUGUUCUGGCCUCAUGUCUGGCGUGCUUCCAGGCUGUCAUGUACCAGAUUUACACUUUCAAACCGACCCUCAUCACCAUUCAAGGAACCUUUAUCGUCCUCAUUUCAUACUUCGUCGGCAAUGCUUGGGCUCGAUUCCUCCCUCGCGGUGAUCAUUUCGAAUCCCGGUGGAGGGCGCAGGGCGGACAGGGCAAGCUUCCGUUGUGGAUUGGGCUCAUCAAGUUCAUAAACCCCGGGCCAUUUGGUCUGAAAGAGCACGCAAUUUGUUCUAUUACUGCCACAUCCGCCUCAAAUGCUGCUGCCAGUACGCAGGUCUUCGCGGCCCAGGAUCUUUUCUAUAACCUUCCCUUGAGCGCGACUACCGUCAUCUUGAGCACUAUCUCAAUUGGUCUAUUUGGUUAUGGUCUCUGUGGUGUUAUGCGCCCCAUAGCGGUUUGGCACCCAGAGGCUGUCUACUGGGGCACCUUACCGGUUGUCAAGACCUUGCAGGGGCUUCAUUGGCAGCAGGUCAAAAAUUCAAAGCCUCUCCGUUGGUUCUGGUAUGCCUUUAGCGGCAUGGCUCUCUAUGAGAUUAUCCCUGCUUACAUUUUUCCAUGGCUAAACUCUGUCUCCAUCCCAUGUUUGGCUGCUCAGAAGGCCACUGGCAAUACUGCUGCCAUCCUCACCAAUAUUUUUGGUGGAGCAACAAAUAAUGAGGGAUUGGGCUUAUUCUCUCUCAGCUUUGACUGGCAAUACAUUACCUCUUUCCAAACCUCGCUUCCCCUCAAGUUACAGAUUCAUCAAGCGGCGGGAUUCCUCGCUUGCUUCGUCAUCAUGCUUGGUAUCUAUUACGGCAACGGCUGGAAUUCGAAAUCGCUUCCCUUCAUGUCGACACGCCUCCUACAGGCAAAUGGAACAUCCUACCCCGUCGCAACGAUCUUCCCGGGUGGAGUGCUUGACGAAGCCGCCUUAGAGGCCCACGGUCUACCAAAAUUGACGGGCUCAUUUGCUUUUGCCAUGUUUAUGGCCAAUGCUGCAAUCGGCGCCUUGGUUGCACACACCAUUCUCUUUUGGGGAAGAGAUAUCUGGCGGACCUACAAGAGUGCCAGGGCAGGCAAUUACGAGGAUAGGCAUCACGUGCACAUGGCAAAGCAUUACAAAGAAACUCCGUGGUGGUGGUACGUUUUCGUACUGUUUUGUAGCUUUGUCCUAGGUCUGGUGGUGGUUCUCAAGGAGAAUGUCACCCUUCCUGCCUGGGCAUAUGUCGUCUCCUUGAUCGUUGGGAUUGUCUUUUCGCCAUUUAGUACGAUUCUCUAUUCGAAAUAUGGCAACGGUAUUGCUACCAACAACCUCUCGAAGAUGUUAGCUGGCUUGAUGAUUCCGGGCCGCCCUGUUGGCAACAUGUAUUUUGCAGCUUGGUCACACAAUGUCAUCUCCAAUGCUGUGAAUCUGUCCAAUGACUUGAAAAUGGGCGAAUACCUCAAAAUCCCACCCCGUGUCAUGUUCCUAACGCAGAUUUAUGGCACCAUUCUCGGCGGCUUCAUCAACUAUGCUGUCAUGAUCUCGAUCGUGAGUGGGAAUCGAGAACUUCUCACCAACGGCAACGGAGAUUCUUCUUGGAGCGGUGCAACCAUGCAAUCUUACAAUACAAACGCGACUUCCUGGGCCUUGGCAUCUUACCUAUACAGAGCAGGCAAACAGUAUAGCAUAGUACCGGUCGGCUUGGCUAUUGGUGCUGCUGCAGUCGCCGUUCAUAAAGUGAUUCAUAAGUUGGUUCCACGGAUCGGGAAGUUUGACGUGGCCGAAAUCAACCUGCCGCAGUUCAUUCAGUAUGCAGGCUAUAUCCCUUACAACCAGAGUCAGACCUGCGUCCUCUUCAGUUGGGUCAUCGUGGGCUUCUACGUCCAGUACUACCUUCGAAACUUCAAAUCUCGCAUCUUCAAGGACUACUCGUAUCUCAUAACCGGUGCCUUUGAUGGAGCUAGCUUGACGAUCGUGUUCAUCCUCUCGUUUGCGGUGUUCGGAGCUGGAGGCCCGGCGCAUAAAUUUCCGACAUGGUGGGGGAACAACCAGGAUGUUGGAUACUAUGACUGGUGUCCUUCCUCGGACUAGGGUGAUAUUCGUCAAGGGCUAGAGAGAUCCAUGUGGAGUUGCGGCCGAUUCCUGAGCACGGGUCAAAGUGAUACUAUGCGUUUAUACUUGGAGGUUUCGAACUCGAUGCAUAGUUAGGCUACAUAUUAAUAGGGGUGACUUGCCUG
This is a messenger RNA of Aspergillus homomorphus CBS 101889, 2623 nucleotides long. RefSeq names its product OPT family oligopeptide transporter. NCBI's taxonomy places the organism in Eukaryota, Fungi, Ascomycota, Eurotiomycetes, Eurotiales, Aspergillaceae. The record is from RefSeq and is a predicted model, not a curated record. The transcript has 8 exons. Gene Ontology annotation, biological process: transmembrane transport. Bases 141 to 2477 code for a protein of 778 amino acids. Gene Ontology annotation, molecular function: oligopeptide transmembrane transporter activity.